AUGUCAGCACCAGUUUCGGCAGAUCGAGCCACGGAGAACAAAGGGCCUACCACCCUUGGGAUUGUCACCUCCAUGUCGAUACUAAGCACCCUCAUCACGGCAGCAAGACUCUUUGUAAGGGGCAAGAUUUUGGGCAAAGUCCAUCUGGACGACUACCUGAUCGUUGCAUCUGUGAUAUGCGGUUGGGGCAAUGUUGGAACCGCCAUUGCCGCCGUCUCCUACGGUAAUGGGCGGCACUUUGACCUGCUGAAUCCCGAGCAAAAGUCCGGCGCCAUUCUCUGGACCAUCGCCGGCUUCCCCUUCGGCGUCAUGUCUUUCGGUUUACCCAAGCUUGCCGUUGUCUCUUUGCUCAACCGCAUUAUGAACCCCACAAGGAAGCAUGCGAUAUUCAUGUGGUGCCUGUCGAUCUUCUGUCUAUCCAACCUCAUCGGGUGCAUCAUCAUCCUAUUCGCCCAAUGCGAACCCUCGCGCUCGCAAUGGGACUUCUCCAUCACUGAGAAGACGUGCUGGGACAGAGAUAUACUGGUUUACUUCGCGAUAUAUUCUGGAAUUGUUUGUGCUAUUGUCGACCUUUACCUUGCCGUGUACCCUGCCUGGGUGCUUGCGAAGCUGCAGAUGAGCCGGAAGAAAAAGAUUGCUCUGAGUACUGCUCUAGGCAUCGGAUCCAUCUCUGCGAUCGUUGCCAUAUACAAGUGUACUCGACUUCCAAGUCUUGCCAGCCCGGACUUUUCAUAUGACACCUCGGACUUGGUCAUCUGGACAAUCGUCGAAGGCAGCACGAUGAUCAUCGCCGCCUGUAUCCCCGUGCUCAAACCGCUCGUCGAACUCAUAUUCGGCAAGAGCUUGCUCAGCUCCGGCGGCGCUCGCUACACAUAUGAGAAUUAUGGCUCGGGACCCAGCGGCCAGAUGAAGUCUGAUAUUGAAAUGAAUGGCUCCCGUAACGCCAAGAGACGUGCAAACAAGUCCGAUGCCGAUGUCGGCAGUCUCGGAAACAGUACAGAGACGACAAUGCCAGCGAAUGGAAGCCAGGAACUCAUCCUCAACCGUCAAAACACGGCAGGGAUGAUCGUGAGGACUGAUGUCUACAGUGUCUUGGUUGAGAAGAAGCCAUGA
This is a messenger RNA of Colletotrichum graminicola M1.001, 1113 nucleotides long. RefSeq lists its product as uncharacterized. The record is from RefSeq and is a predicted model, not a curated record. Bases 1 to 1113 code for a protein of 370 amino acids. The transcript has 6 exons. NCBI's taxonomy places the organism in Eukaryota, Fungi, Ascomycota, Sordariomycetes, Glomerellales, Glomerellaceae.